Messenger RNA from Xiphias gladius (swordfish), 540 nucleotides. Its product is annotated as T-cell activation inhibitor, mitochondrial-like. The transcript is spliced from 3 exons. The annotation marks the transcript as partial. The record is from RefSeq and is a predicted model, not a curated record. Gene Ontology annotation, cellular component: mitochondrion. Lineage: Eukaryota; Metazoa; Chordata; Actinopteri; Istiophoriformes; Xiphiidae.
GCUGGACAGGAAACAUGUGGCCACACAUUUAGUCCAGCAAAGAGCUCUGUCAGGGGCAGAUGCUGUCAAUGCACUCAGGCCCUUUUAUUUUGCAGUCCAUCCUGACUUCUUUGGUCAAUAUCCCAGAGAACGGGAAGUGAAUGAGAAUUCAUUAAAGAGGCUAAAUGGAUAUCUGGAAAACCUCCAGAAGCCUGGCUCACGCUCAGUUCAGCCAAUGAAGCUCACCUUUUAUGUCAGGGACACAAAAGAUAGUAGUGAUAUGCAGCCAGACCUCCUUACCUCAGGGUUCCGGUCAGUGAGUUUCACCCUGCACACAAAUGAUGUCUUGAGCACGGUGAUGAAUGUCUUAAAGUCCUGCAGCCUGCCUAUGGAGCACAUGAAGGGGCUGAAAUCAAGUGCAGACACAAGUGCAAGUCGAUCUGAGGCAGGUUUGCCUUUCUACAGACCUAUCAAAUGGGAUAAGACCUACUACACCUUCACUGGCUUCAGAGACCCUGAACAAGAGCUGCAGCGGGCAAGGAGAGUGGAGCCUACACUCAG